AUGAUCAACGUCGCAAUUGCUGGCGGAACUGGAGGUGUUGGUAGAACCAUCGUGGAGGUUAUGCAAAAAUCACCCCAUCAUCCUUUUGUUCUUACGCGGAGUGAAUCAAAUCAGAAAGACACAAUCCAGGUGGACUACAACGAUAUCGACUCGCUAGUAUCUAUCCUCGAGAGGCACAAGAUCCAUACUGUGAUAUCUGCAUUUGCAGUUGAAGGGGACUCACUGGCGAGCUCCCAAAUGAACCUGAUCAAGGCUGCUACAAAAUCUCGAGAAACAAGAAGGUUUAUUCCAAGUGGUUAUGCCAUUCCAUACCCGCAAAGCGCACUAGGGUCUCUCCCCCAGCUCAAGGACUAUUUUGCCGCCAUGGAUGCUCUUCGAGAGUCGGGUCUUGAAUGGACCGUUUUCCACAACGGGAUAUUCCUCGACUACUUUGGCACUUCCGCGAUGAAAUCAUAUCUCAAGCCAAAUGUCUUUGUCAUCGACAUCGAGAACAAGGCUGCAGCCAUACCUGGUGAUGGAAACGUACUUGUCAGCUUUAUCUACACAUUUGAUUUAGCUCGCUACAUCGUUGCAGCUCUGGACCUCGAGAAGUGGGACGAAGAAACUCGGGUAGCGGGAGAUGAAAUGACAUGGAACAAGUUUCUUGCGUUGGCGGAGAAGUACCGAGGUUCUCAAUUCGUGUGUCACUAUGAUGAUGCCGCGAAGCUCGAGAAGUCUCAAAUUACAGAACUACCAGGUCAUCGCAAGCUCUAUGAGCACUUCCCCAAAGAAUCCUUCCAAUGGUUUAUGUCAAUCUUCGAGAGGUUCACUAUCGAUGGCACAUCCCACAUCAAAAGAAGUGGAAGCUUGAACGAGAAAUUCCCCACCAUCAGGCCGCUUUCUGUCGAAGGACUACUAGCUCGAUACUGGGGACCAAAAUAG
This is a messenger RNA of Penicillium olsonii, 921 nucleotides long. The record is from the annotation of a GenBank genome assembly. NCBI's taxonomy places the organism in Eukaryota, Fungi, Ascomycota, Eurotiomycetes, Eurotiales, Aspergillaceae.